UGAGAGUAGAUAGUGGCAAAGAAGAAGAAGUGGAUGGCGGGAAAUUGUUUUUGUAUCCGCUGUCAGACGUUUUGGCGACAUACCGCCGCUGUUAGUCUUUAGAAUUUGAUACAAAGUGAGGAACAGGAUGGCGCUUUGGGUAGAUAAAUAUAGGCCCAGGGAACUGUCCAAACUAGAUUAUCACAAGAACCAAGCCGAACAGCUCAAGAACCUUUCCCAGCAAGGCGACUUUCCACAUUUGAUGUUCUAUGGCCCGUCAGGAGCGGGAAAGAAGACUCGAAUUAUGUGCUUACUCCGUGAACUGUACGGUACUGGUGUAGAGCGUUUGCGGAACGAAACAAUGACUUUCACGACGCCAUCCAAUCGGAAGAUUGAAAUCAUGACAGUGAGUAGCAAUUACCAUCUGGAAGUCAAUCCUUCAGAUGCAGGCAUCUACGAUCGCGUUGUUGUCAUCGAUCUCAUCAAACAAGUCGCUCAGACACAUCAAAUCGACCCAAGUGGCCAGCACGACUUCAAAGUGAUUAUCCUGUCAGAAGUGGACGAAUUGACCAAGGACGCGCAGCACGCUCUACGCCGAACCAUGGAAAAAUACGUUGCCACAUGCCGAAUCAUCCUCUCUGUGAACUCAACCUCACGAGUCAUACCAGCUAUUCGCAGUCGUUGUCUCGGAAUCCGGGUCUCUGCUCCAAAAGUCGAUGAAAUCGUGACCAUUCUCAACAAUGUCUGUCGGCGCGAAAGCCUCACUGUACCAGAGGAAUUGGCACGUCGAAUCGCUGAGAAAUCGGAGCGAAACCUGAGGAGGGCGAUCCUUAUGCUUGAAGCAUGCAAAGUUCAGCAGUAUCCGUUCACAGCGAAACAGGAAAUAGCAGAUCUCGAUUGGCAAAUGUACCUCAAAGAAACUGCCAACCAAAUCAUCCUGGAACAAUCGCCGUCGCGUUUAGAAAAAGUCCGAGAACGAUUGUACGAGUUGCUGUCUCAGGGAAUUCCACCUGAUAUUAUUUUUAAAGGACUCGUGCAGGAUCUGGUGAAGAAUUGCGAUAUGAGCUUAAAGGCCAAGACUUUGGAGUUCGCGUGUUUGUAUGAGCAUAGAAUGCAGAAUGGAUCAAAACAUAUUUUCCAUUUGGAGGCGUUUGUGGCGCAGUUUAUGAAUAUUUAUAAGAAAUUUAUGUCGGAAACUAUUAUGAUGGAUGAAUUCUGAAUAAAAUAAGUACAAAAUACAAAGUA
Messenger RNA from Hermetia illucens (black soldier fly), 1224 nucleotides. It is a transcript of the gene RfC38, whose product is annotated as replication factor C subunit 3. Gene Ontology annotation, molecular function: ATP hydrolysis activity; DNA binding; DNA clamp loader activity. The record is from RefSeq and is a predicted model, not a curated record. The transcript has 2 exons. Gene Ontology annotation, cellular component: DNA replication factor C complex; nucleus. Gene Ontology annotation, biological process: DNA repair; DNA-templated DNA replication. Bases 128 to 1198 code for a protein of 356 amino acids. NCBI's taxonomy places the organism in Eukaryota, Metazoa, Arthropoda, Insecta, Diptera, Stratiomyidae.